ACGGUGAAUUCAUCUAUGAAUUCACAGUUGAUGGUUGCCGAUAUUUUAAGCGAUGUGAAUCGGAAAAUUGGCAAAAAAAGAAAAAAGGGAGAAGUUGCGAAUCCAGCAAACACUCUCGAUGGACUUGUCGCAAAGCGUUCAAUUAUGAAACGAUAUCUCACUGAGAAGGAAGCUAUUGAGGCUCCAUCCGAAUAUCUGGAAAUGAUUCGAACCGAAACUGAUCCGGAUGUAUCCACUAGAACUUGUUCGAUUUGUGGCUACCAAGGAAAAUGGGUUUCUGAGAUGAUUCGUCAUAAACGUGUUCAUACAAAUGAUCGUCCUUUUAAAUGCAAAUACUGUUCGCGUACGAGCAAGUGGAAAGCUGAUCUUAUCAGACAUGUAGCCAAAACACAUGGAAUUCGAGUCGUAUCAAAAUACAGCCGAAGCAAAACUUUUGAUUCAUCGCUCGUUCAUGAUUGCCAUGAAACAAAGUCACAAUGCGGCGAAAAUCGAGAUCGUUGCAAUGAAGAAUCAAUUGUUGCACUGAUAAGUCAUCUUCAAAACGUUCAUAACGAACUGCCUUAUGAAUGUUUAUCAUGCAAUCAAAAAUUUAACGAUGCUGACUUAGCCAUGGCACAUUGCCGUUACAUAGGUAACAGCGAAGCAUAUGCUAAUAUUGCAACUGUACACAAUGGGAACUCAAUCAGUUGCAGAGAUACUUCGAGAUGUUCACUAUCUAUGCUGAAAAUCAAUGUCAUACCAAUAUUUGAAGGUUUGUUCGUAUAA
This is a messenger RNA of Dracunculus medinensis (Guinea worm), 765 nucleotides long. NCBI's taxonomy places the organism in Eukaryota, Metazoa, Nematoda, Chromadorea, Rhabditida, Dracunculidae. The record is from the annotation of a GenBank genome assembly.